AUGGCCAGAAAAAAGAAGAGCGGUGCCGCCAGGAAGGGAAUCGACGGCCAGCUUGCUCUCCCCAGGCACGACAUGGAUCCCCGUCCCGAGACUUCACCAUACGCAAGCCCCACCUGCACAGUUCCUUUUGCAAGCCCCUUGGCGCUGCCCAAGGACAUCCUCCUCAGAAGCCCCAGGCUCCACGCCGCCUAUGAGGAUAACCUUCCCGAGCUCCCAGAGAUCUCGGAUGACAUUGGCCACGUUCUUGUACAUUACCUCCACACCGGCACCUACGAGACCCUCAAGCCGAAGGCUGCCGACGACCUCCCACGCCAGAUUGCCGAGCUCAAGACCAGCAUCCAGGCCUACGCCGCCGCGAAACACUACGACCUCCCAGACCUCAUGAAGCUUGCCGAGGCCAAGAUUGAAAGGUAUGGCGAGGGCCUGCCCCUCCCUUCCUUGCUGGAGGUGGCCAGAGACGCCCACCCCAACCUCUGCGACAAUGACGACUGGUUUUUGAAUUUUUUAAGGGCAAAGAUUCGUCCUCAUCUCAAGGACGCCAAGGCCCUCCGAGAAUCCGACCUGCUGGACCAAAUCAGCAACAUCCUUUCUCCCAACCGGGUGCUGCUCCGCACCGUCCUGGAAAUAUUCUGUGAGAGCUAUGUCCCCAAGCCGCAGCCUCCACCCCCAUCACAACAGGCUGCCCCACAACAGCCACAGAGCCAGCAGCAGCAGCAGCAGCAGCCUAGCACCCCCGGCAGCUCGAGGGCGACAUCACCUCCCCCAGCACCAGGGACUCCCAUGUCCAACAUAGACCUCAGAUCCAGGACCAUCUCCAGGGAGGACUCAUUCCCAACGCCGUCCUCCAGGAAGAGCACCAAGACAGCCGUGCCCUGGCCCUCCCAGGACGAAAUGAGUGGGACUGACGGUCAGCAUGAUUCGCCCAACGAGGCGUCUUCUGACCCCUUCCUGCCCGCCUUGCCCGUUCAGACUUCAGAACAGGUGCAGGUGGAAGAGCCACUAGCACAGUCGAAGCCCGUGUUUGAGCUGGACCCCAUCUCGGAGACGCCAACUGUGGUCGAGCAUGAGGAGCCGGCCCGUGAGGCAUUCAGAGAGGUGGUCGAGGAAAUCAAGGUGAAGGCGCACGAACAAGUGCACACUGAAGACUUGGCCCAUCUCGCCCCGGUGCUUGAGGAGGAGAAGGAGGAGAAGGAGAAGCAGGUUGAAAAGCUUGGCCCUGUUCCGACCCUCGCAAAGCAGCGCGAGCGCGCCGACUCAGGCAAGCACAUCGACAUGGACGCAGAGCCGGCGGGCGAGUUCAGAGCUCUCCCAGUUCUCCAGGAGGGCCCCACCUCGUCGGUCCCCAUUGUGAUCUCCGACAAAGUGCCUGCCCUUGAGCCCAAGAUCAAUCCUCGUGCGGCCUUGAGACAAGCCGAUUCGGGGUUCUGGUCCGAAAUCGAUACUGCCUCGGAGCACGACCAGGCCGUCGUCGGCAAGGAGGCUCUUACUCCUGCGGUUGUCGAGGUGGAGGUACCUCUGACCCCACCUCUGCAGGAGGUUCUGCCCGUGGCCGAGAUCAACGAGCUCGACAGUGCCCCCUCCAAGGCUGGGGAUGAUCAGGGGCGGGACCAAAACAAGCCUUCCGUUGCUGCGCCUAUCAAUGAUAAGGCCGAGCUCGAUUCGCCCAAGGACGAGGCCAAGGAGGAGGCCUCUGAAUCGGCUAAAGAUGAGGUCGAGACGGCCUCCCAACCGGCCCUGUCAGCCUUGCUUCCCUCCCCCAAGCCCGCCAUUGCGCUUCCUAGCAAGCUCGAGCUUCCGGCUGAAAUCCUCGAGGCGGUUUCUGCCUCCGUCGCUGAAGACACCCAGGAACAAAAAGAGGAGGACAAGAAGGACCAGAUGGAGAAGUCAGUCUUCCCCGCCACCCAUCUCUCCCAAGAAGGGCCCUCGAUUUCCAAAGAGCCCGAAGUCGCUGAAGCUGCGCCCGCUCCAAAAGUGGAGGUCGAGAACACCGUCACCCAAGGGACCCAGGAGGACGCCGACAAAGUUCCCGACGUUGCUGACACCGUUGGGCCCGCUGAGUCCCAAACGGCUGAGCAGAAGCCGCAGCCGGAGUCGGAGCCCGCUGCGUCGACCGUUGAGCAGCCACAGCCCGUUCCAGUCGUCGUCCCGAAGGCCAGCAGAGCGAGGAGCCUCAGGAGCCUCAAGAACGGCGUCAUGGGCAGGGGUUCCUCUUCGUCCCUCCACCUCACACUCGCAAGGACGCGCUCCAAGUUUUCCAGCAGCAACAAGAACCUCCCCGUCUCCGUUUCAGUUCCAGCUGCCGAGUCUUCAUCGGCGCCUAAGCCAGAGGCUGAAGCCCCAGCAAUCAAAGGCAAAUCCCAAAGUCCGGCAGUAGUUUCGGGCAGCGGCGGCGGCUGGAAGAAAAAGCUCUUCCGCUACCCGGUUCUCUUUGGUCGUGGCAUGUGA
Podospora anserina S mat+ is the source of this 2445-nucleotide messenger RNA. RefSeq lists its product as uncharacterized. Bases 1 to 2445 code for a protein of 814 amino acids. The transcript has 3 exons. The record is from RefSeq and is a predicted model, not a curated record. Lineage: Eukaryota; Fungi; Ascomycota; Sordariomycetes; Sordariales; Podosporaceae.